Salarias fasciatus (jewelled blenny) is the source of this 4804-nucleotide messenger RNA. Its product is annotated as NACHT, LRR and PYD domains-containing protein 4C-like. Bases 36 to 2804 code for a protein of 922 amino acids. The transcript is spliced from 10 exons. The record is from RefSeq and is a predicted model, not a curated record. NCBI's taxonomy places the organism in Eukaryota, Metazoa, Chordata, Actinopteri, Blenniiformes, Blenniidae. Gene Ontology annotation, molecular function: protein binding.
GAAGAUGUGAAGCGAGUUCAGGUGUGUGUUCUGCCAUGGAUCAGUGUGAGGACAGAGAGGAGGGAGUCCGUCCCUCUAAAAGGACUCUGUGUGGAGAACAUGAGAAACAGACCAAAGCUCAGAGGUCAGAGCCUGAAGUUGAACCCAGCUGUGUGUCCCUGAAGAGUGACCAGUCCAAGAAUGAUGAAUUAAAUUUCAGAACACACUCUGACUCUGAGUUUCCAUCCAGCUGUUUGUCCCUGAAGAGUAACCAGUCAAUCAUUGAACGCCUUUUAUUUAAACGUGGAGCAGGAAGUGCUGAUGAGGGCGUCAGCCAGCAGAGCUCCCAGGUUCUCCGUGGAGGCUCCGCCCCUCAGCAUCAAACACAUCUGGACUCCAUCUUUAUGCUGCUGGAGGACAACAUGGUGACUUUCAUGAAGGAGGAGCUGAAGAAGAUGAAGAAGCUCCUGAGUCCAGAUUACCCAGAAUGCUCAGAGAGUGAUUGUGAUGUUGAGGGUGAAGAGCAGAGGAGCAGCAGAGAGUCAUUAGUGAGGAUCACACUGGACUUCCUGAGGAGGAUGAAGCAGGAGGAGCUGGCUGAGCGUCUGUGGAGCAGAACUUCUGCUGCAGUCUGCCAACAGAAGCUGAAAUGUGGCCUGAAGAAGACAUUCCAGUGUGUGGUUGAAGGAGUCUCUAAAGCAGGACAAUCCACCUUCCUGAACCAGAUCUACACAGAGCUCCACAUUACAGAGGGAGGGACUGCAGAGGUCAAUGAGGAACAUGAGGUCAGACAGAUUGAAAAAGCAUCCAGGACAGCAGACAGAGCAGAAACAAGCAUCAGACCAAGAGACAUAUUUAAACCUUCACCUGGAAGAUCUCAACCAAUCAGAACAGUGCUGACAAAGGGAGUGGCUGGCAUUGGGAAAACAGUCCUGACACAGAAGUUCACUCUGGACUGGGCUGAAGACAAAGACAACCAGGACAUCCACUUCACAUUUCCAUUCACCUUCAGAGAGCUGAAUGUGCUGAAGGAGAAGAAGUUCAGCUUGGUGGGACUUGUUCAUUACUUCUUCACUGAAACCAAAGCAGGAAUCUGCAGCUUCGAAGACUUCCAGGUGGUCUUCAUCUUCGAUGGUUUGGAUGAGUGUCGACUCCCUCUGGACUUCCAGCACACUAAGUUCCUGACUGAUGUUACAGAGUCCACCUCAGUGGAUGUUCUGCUGACAAGCCUCAUCAGGGGGAAACUGCUUCCCUCAGCUCGCCUCUGGAUCACCACACGACCUGCAGCAGCCAAUCAGAUCCCUGCUGACUGUGUGGACAGGGUGACAGAGGUCCGAGGGUUCACUGACCCCCAGAAGGAGGAGUACUUCAGGAGGAAGUUCAGAAAUGGGGUGAAGGCCAGCAGGAUCAUCUCCCACAUCAAGACCUACCGAAGCCUCCACAUCAUGUGCCACAUCCCGGUCUUCUGCUGGAUCACUGCUACAGUUCUGGAGAAGGUGUUGGAGAGCAGAGAGGGAGGAGAGCUGCCCAAGACCCUGACUCAGAUGUACAUCCGCCACCUGGUGGUCCAGGCCAAAGUCAAGAUGGUCAAGUAUGAUGGAGGAGCUGCCACAGAUCAACACUGGAGUCCAGAGAGCAGGGAGAUGAUAGAGUCUCUGGGAAAACUGGCUUUUGAGGAGCUGCAGAAAGGAAACCUGAUCUUCUAUGAACCCGACCUGACAGAGUGUGGCAUCGAUCUCAGAGCAGCCUCAGUGUACUCAGGAAUGUUGACCCAGAUCUUUAAAGAGGAGAGCGGUCUGUACCAGGACAAGGUGUUCUGCUUCAUCCAUCUGAGCCUUCAGGAGUUUCUGGCUGCUCUUCAUGUCCAUCAGACCUUCAUCACGUCUGGAAUCAAUCUGCUGGAUGAACAACAGCAAACCUCCAGGAGGUCAGAAGUGUUGAAGAAGAAAUCUGAUCUCCACCAUCUCCAUCAGAGAGCAGUCGACAAAGCCUUGAAGAGUCCAAAUGGACACCUGGACUUGUUCCUCCGCUUCCUCCUGGGUCUUUCACUGCCAACCAAUCAGAGUCUCCUUCAAGGUCUGCUGACACAGACAGGAAGUAGCUCACAGACCAAUCAGGAAACAGUCCAACACAUCAAGGAGAAGCUGAGUGAGAAUGUGUCUGCAGAGAGAAGCAUCAAUCUGCUCCACUGUCUGAAUGAACUGAAUGAUGGUUCUCUGGUGGAGGAGAUCCAACAGUUUCUGAGAUCAGGACGUCUCUCCGGAGAUAAAUUGUCUCCUGCUCAGUGGUCAGCUCUGGUCUUCAUCUUACUGUCAUCAGAAGAAGAUGUGGAGGUGUUUGAUCUCAAGAAAUACUCUGCUUCAGAGGAGGCUCUUGUGAAGCUGCUGCCAGUGGUCAAAGCCUCCAAGAAAGCUCUGUUGAGCAGCUGUGGUCUGUCAAAGAGAAGCUGUAGAGCUCUGUCCUCAGUUCUCAGCUCUCAGUCCUCCAGUCUGACACAUCUGGACCUGAGUAACAACGACCUGAAGAAUUCCGGAGUGAAGCUACUGUCUUCUGGACUGGAGAGUCCUCACUGUAAACUGGAAGCUCUCAGUCUGUCAGGGUGUCUGGUCUCAGAGGAUGGCUGUGCUUCUCUGGUCUCAGCUGUGAGCUCCAAGUCCUCCCAUCUGAGAGAGCUGGACCUGAGCUACAACCAUCCAGGAGACUCAGGAGUGAAGAAGCUGUUUGCUGCAGUGGAGGAUCCACAGUGCAGUCUGGAGACUCUCAGGGUGGACCAUGGUGGAGAGCAGAGGUUAAAACCUGGUCUGAGGAAGUGUAAGUUUGACUAAUGAGGACCAAACAGUGUCUGUCUUUCGUUCAAAGGUUUUGUUUCAUUCAAACAAUACUGACAAGAGAAUUUUGAAAAAAAAGUUUCCUCAUCCUCACUUUCCUGCUGGCUCUCUGUCCUUCUUCAGAGUCUCCUCUGACUCUCUGAUCCACCUCUACACCUUCAACACCGCAUUCACUGAACCUCUCUAUGCUGGAUUUACACUCUUGUCCUCUGGUUCUUCAGUGAGUCUGUGUCCUCUGUAGGAAGGACGGUCUCUGUCUCUGACAGCAGUCCUGUCAGCACCAAUCGGAGAUCAGAGAACAUCAGUGGAGUUCAGCAGGGCUCACAGACGGAGCCUCCAACACUUUGUAAAUAUUUUGUCAGUUUAAGUUUCAAGAUGUUUUCUAACCUCCUCAAGUCUUGGUCAGCAACAAUGGAGACGAUGAGGACCGGACUCUUCUGAUCACAGUUUGACGUUUGUGUUAUUCUUUGAUUGUAAAUGUGAACUGAAUCAGUGUUGUUCUGCAAGUUACCAAAAAUAAAUCCUUUAUUUCAUUUCCUUUAGGAGUUACUGAAUUUAAAAAUCAACAAGUUAUUUGAUCACUUUCUUUUAAUGUUGUGGAGUGGCGUCCACUGUGGGAGAAGACACUCGUCUCUCUCCUCCAUUAUUUUCUUUUAACUUAUAUCCAGUAAGGCUGCACGAUUAAUCGAUUUUGAAUCGUAACCGACUUUUUGGGUUAAGACGAUGUUAAAAACACUGAAAUCGUACAUGAACAGUUUCGGCUUUUCACAUGAACGCAUUCUUUUUGGUGCCUCUAAGCCACCGAAGUUUCUCCGGCCCGUCUCAUGACGUCAUGACAGAAGUGCAAAUCAUGGCUACUGCCGGAGACAGUGAUGGAAGAAGUACUCUUUUUUUUUUUAACUUAAGUAAAAGUAUAGAUACUGGGGCAAAAAAAGUACUUAAGUAAAAGUCAAAGUACCCAAGGAAUACUUUACUUCAGUAAAAGUACAAAAGUACUUGCUUUAAAUUUACUUUGCAAGUAAAAAGUAAACGUAUUUAUAGCUGAUGAAAAAAUGCAAAAAUUUAAAAUAUUGAAAGUAAAUUGUGAAUGUAGUAAAUACUCAAAAUAAGAACCAGGCAAAACACUGUCUGCUCAAAUUUAUUUAGAACAGAGCAUUGUAAACAAAAGCUUUACAAGCUCAAAAAUUGUCAAUUAUUUAUAAUUCUGGCAUAAUAUUUAACAAGACAGACAAUUCUAUUGGCAAGUAUUUUACAAGUGUUUGUGGUUCAUCUUCAAAAGAAGUUGAUUUUCAAAGUUUUUCGAAUGGAGACGUGCUCUUUUAGGAGAGAAGAUCAAUCCAGCUUUACUGAACAGUCUCAGCAUGCUGCAGACACAGGUAAAGGUGUGUUUAACUUCAGAGACAGACUGCACACAAUGGGGGAACGACUUCAAAACGUCAAAUACUGUGCUUGUGCUGGUUCAGUAGGCAUCUUGCUGCUUUGUACUUUCCUGGACGUUGGCCUUCAUGGAGCCAAAGAAGUCCUCAUCUGAUGAUGGAGAGCUGUUGCCAAACCUUUGUUACCUGGUCCAGAUAUAUCUUGAUGUAAUCCAAAACUAUAUAAAAAACAUACAUUUGCAAUGAUUUAGUGACUUAGCAUUUUAUAAUAACUCAUAUUAAAGAAAGUGGCUAAAUGGCAAUUGUUUAAAAAAAAUACCUGCUUUCAGCACAUCUCAUUACUUGUCCGUGAUGUUCAGAACUUUGGGAGCAGGAUAGCAGCAGCGAUCAUUUCAGGAUCAGCUAAUAUUUCUGAAAAUCUCUGCUCAAUUGAAGCCUGGAGUGCAUUGAUCAGGGGCUGAUGCAGCUUUGAUGACAGCUGGAGGCGCUCAAGCUUCUGGGUAACGCCGGGAACGCACUGGACGCGGAAGCGGAGCGCGCGUCUCCGCGCCGGCGCUUGGCUGUUCGCACUGGAGGCGUAUCUGCUGCCUGCGCUCUCCGCGCUGGUCACACAUCGGCUGC